Messenger RNA from Gavia stellata (red-throated loon), 4928 nucleotides. It is a transcript of the gene HR, whose product is annotated as HR lysine demethylase and nuclear receptor corepressor. The record is from RefSeq and is a predicted model, not a curated record. Gene Ontology annotation, cellular component: chromatin; histone deacetylase complex. Gene Ontology annotation, biological process: regulation of transcription by RNA polymerase II. Gene Ontology annotation, molecular function: chromatin DNA binding; histone H3K9 demethylase activity; transcription coregulator activity. Lineage: Eukaryota; Metazoa; Chordata; Aves; Gaviiformes; Gaviidae.
GAGCACCACAUGAGCGGCGGAGCGGCAUGGCCAGCGAUGCGAGGAUGGGGGAGACCCCGCUGCAGUGGAGGAGAGCCCAGGAGGCAGCGCAGGAUGCCCGGGGGAUGGAGAGCAGUGGGGUGGUCCUGCCCCAGAGCACUGCCACCGAGCUGGGACUCCCGGGCUACCAGGAGCCCGGCAAGCUGAGCUACGGCAUGGAGAAGGGGUGUCCCUGGAGGAGCUCCGAGGGAUGCUUGGGGUCGGGCCGGGAGCUCACCGGUGGCCGGCUGGGCUACCCCUACCCACCGGCCCCGCCGUGCCGGCGGGACGCCCUGUGCCGCCCCAAGGACGGAGCCGAGCUCCCGCCGCUGCUGCCGCCGCCCAGGAACGGGCAACCCAAGGCGGGUUGGCCUGAGCCCUGCAAGGAGCGCCCGGGGCCGCGGUGGGCUGAGGCCGUGCUGGCCCCCCUGGCCCUCUACAGCCACGCGUACCACCGCUACCCCCUGCCCUUCCCAGGGCUGGAGAGCCAGCACCCCGGCACCACCGGCAAGCCCCGUGCCGCUGCAGGGGACGGGGUCAGCGACCCCCCGGCUUUCCGCCACUGCCCCUUCCUCGUGGAGGCCAAGCACAGCCCCUUCCUCCUGUCCUCGCUGCUGCCCACCGGACCCCCGGCUGACCCCCCGUUCGGCGGCGGGGGGCUGGAGGGACCGGGGGCGAUGGGCGAUGGGAGCUUCACCGGCAUGGACUGGCGCCUGGGCUCCUACGCACCCGCCUGGGGCCAGCCCCUCUACCUGGGUCUCCCACCGAGGUGCAAGGCGGCUCCGGCCCCCUUCGACGACGGUUCCAGCUCAGGGAACAAGGAGUUUUACCCGAAGAAAGAGCCCGGCUUCCACCCUCCGGCCAAGGACCAAGCGCCAUCGCAGCUGCUGGGCAAGGGCCAGGCGGGGCAGGACGGAGACGGGGAGGGGGAGCCGGCGGUGCCGGAGCUGCCGGAAGCCCUGUGGAGGGAUGGCCGAGCGGGGGGCAGCUCGGUGGUGACCGCUCCCCAUGCCCGCACGUCCCCCCCCAGCGCCAGCCACCCCCUCUUCCUUCUGCAGCCCAGCAUGGCGGGGGGCUGCGGGGGCCCCUGGGUGGGCACACGGCUCCACGCCGCUGAUUUCCCCCCAGAGCCGGGGCCAGGCCGGCCCUCUGAGCCCAAAGAUGAGUGCCUGGUGUACCAAAGUCUCCAGCCCGGCUCGCCGCCGGGACCGGGGGAGCCCGACCCAUCACCUCCGCUCACGGACGGACACUACCCACUGGCCCUUGCCAAGCCGGAGCCACCCCCGGCUUGUCUCUGCACCACACCGGGCUGCGAUGGGUGCCCGGGGGUGGGCUGCGGGGUGCUCGGUCCCUUCGAGCCCACCCUGGGCAUCCCCGGGGGCCGUUUUCCAUGCCCACCCAGCAACCACACCAAGCUGAAGAAGACCUGGCUGACGCGGCACUCGGAGCAGUCGCUGCCGCGCUGCAUGGCUCCCCGGCGGGACAGUGGCCCCGAGUCAGGCGGCGAGGGCAAGCGCUCGGCCAAGCGCCCGCACGGCACUGCCGACGGACCCCGCGCUGCCGGUGAGGGUGCUGGGGCGGCCAAACGUGGCACGAAGGCCACCGAGCGCGUGGCUGUGGCAUGCCCGGGUGAUGGCACUGAGAGUGGAGGGGACCCGGAGAAGAGGAUGAUGGAGCUGGGAGAGGGAGACUCGCCGAGCCAUGCCGGCCCAGAACCGCAGGAGCCGUGGUGCCUGCAGAGCGUGCCCUGCACCGCCCUGCCCGAGAGCAUCCCGCGGUGCUGUGCCUGCGCCGUCCGGGCCGCGGGGGACCCCGAGGGAGAGGAGGAGGAUCCCCCCGAGAGCACCUGCAGACUGCUGCACUUCCGCAGGUUUGCCUUCGGGGACGGCGGGGAGCUGAGCGUUGAUGGCUUCUGCACCCUGGGGGAGGCGGAGAGGGAGAGGCUGCGGCUGGAGGCGGCCGGCCCCGAGCGAGGGAGCAGGAGCGCGGGCAGCAGCCUCUGCCUGGCCAAGUACUUGCUGGGGGUCCUCGGGGACCCCUUCUGCGAGGCCGUCCGCAGGGACAGGGACACGUGGCCGGGAGCCCCCGGUGGGCCCGAGGGGGUGACAGCCUGGAGGCGGGGGGAAGGAGCCCCCCAGCUCUGCGAUGCCUGCCAGCGCGGCUUCUUCAACUCCCACUGGAGCUGUGCCAGAUGUGGCUUCCAGCUGUGCCCCGACUGCCACCGCAGCAGGCGGGAGGCUGACGGCCACGAGGGUCUGGUGCAGCCGCCUGAGUGCAUCCCUGGGCAAGACCACCACGUCGCAUCCCUCGUCCCCACACAGUUCAUCCCCACCUGUGUCCUGACCCGACUCUGGAAGCUUCUGCACGAGGUCCGGGCCAAGUUCGGCAUCGAGUCGCGCUGUCCCUGCAGGGAGGGGGCUGUGGAGCAGAGCCCAGCAGAGCCCCCGGGGAGCAGCCAGCUGCCAGGGGCUGCAGAGCCCACCCUCCCACCCAGCAGCGAUGGCCAAGCUGACACCUCCCGGCCCAUCAAGGAAGAGAUCCCCGAGGAGGGGCCACCAUCGCCCGUUCAGCCGCCCCCCCGGGGGGCCGUGCAGACGGCCACCCUCUGCGACCUCCUCGCCUCCACCGCCGUCAAGCUGUGCCUGGGGCAGGACGGGGUGCGCAUGGCCUUCGCCCCCGUCUCGCCCGCCUUGCCCAACGACAACCGCUUGACCAGCAUCUUGGACAGCAUCAUCGCUCGCGUGGUGGAGAGGAAGAUCCAGGAGAGGCAAGUGGGGGGCGAGCUGAGCCCCCCCAGCCCACCCGGUCCCCCCGGCCCCCCCAGCUCCCACUGCACCCUGGCACCCAGCGGGCUACUCUGGCUGCACGACCCCGGCCACGCCAGCAACUACAAGCUCUUCCAGGAGCACUGGCAGCGGGGCCAGCCCGUCCUUGUUUCAGGGCUGCAGAAGAGGCUGGAGGGGCAGCUGUGGGGGCCGGAAUCCUUCCGCCCGGCCCGGGGGGAGCAGGCGGUGGAGGCGGUGAACCUGCGGGCACCGGUGAGCCGCGUCAGGAUGAGCAGCCGGGACUUUUGGGACGGCUUCACCGCCAGCGCGGCAACCCCGCAGCCGGAGACGGGCGGUGGGGACCUGCUGAAGCUGGAGAGUGGCUUUGGGGACAUGGAGCUGUGCCGGCGUGCAUCCCCAGGACCGGACCAUUGGGACCAAAAACCUGACGGUGGAGGCAGCCGACUCCAUCAGCGUCCUGGUGCACGCCGCAGCAGGGCUGCCCGAGCGGCCGGCGGCACAGCAGGUCGAUGCCGACGGUGUGGAUGCGCCGCUGAAGGAUCGGCUCUGGGAUGCCGACAGCCGGCCCGGUGCCCUGUGGCACAUCUUCCGUGCCGAGGAUGCCAGCCGCAUCCGAGACUUCUUGCAGAAGGCGUGCAAGGACCAAGGGCAGGAGGGGGCGGCCACGGCGGAGCCCCCCAACCACUACCUGGACCUCUCACUGCGGAGACGGCUGCGUGAGGAGUGUGGGGUGAGCGGCUGGACCCUUCUCCAGUUCCUGGGGGAUGCGGUGCUGGUCCCCGCCGGGGCUCCCCACCAGGUGCAGAGUCUCACCGGCACCAUCAGCGUGGAGCAGCGGUUCCUCUCGCCGGAGAACACCGCUCGCCUCCGGGACUACAGCACCCACCCGCCCGGGGCCGCGCGCCAGCUCCAUGCCCAGCUGGACGGCAUGAUCUUCUCCGCUGUGCGGGAGGCCGUAGGAGUCCUGCGGGGCUACAAGUGAGGGCCACGGCACGCCGGGAGGAUGCUCGAACAAAGCCAGCGCUGCGGGCCACGGCCACGGCCGAGACGCCGCGGGGAGCCGGGGCCGGCCACCCCUCGCUUGGUGCUUUGCUCCGUGAUCGCCCAGGGGUGCUCGGGGUGGGAGCGGGCAGCUGGGGAAUAAAGUGUCUGCAGCGUGCCGGGGCCGCCGGCAGCACCAGCGCUCGCCUUGGCCUCUCCCUCCUGCGCCGCGUCGGCCCAUUCAUCCCCAUCCCCGGUCAGGGAUGCCCCGGUGGCCCGCGGACGGGCGCCCUGCAGUCCAGCACGCCCUGGCCCCCCCAGCCCGCCGAUCCCUGCCCUUGGGCCAGCCCUCCGUGCACCCCGCAGCCCAGCGAGCCCUUCUCCUACCCCACCCCGGGCAUCCCCCAGUCCAGCAGGCCCCUCUCCCCCAGCAUCCCCCAGUCUAGCCGCCCCUUUCCCCCCAGCGUCCCCCAGUCCAGCAAACCCUUUCCCCCCUACCUCCUCCAGUCCAGCAAACCCUUCGCUUACUUCAGCUUCCCGUGCGUCCUGCAGUCCAGCCAGCCCUUCCUCUACCGCAGCUCUCCCUGCAUCCCCAAAUCCAGCGAGCUCUUUCCCUACAGCCCCCUCUACACCCUGCAGUCCAGCCAGCCCUUCCCCUACUGUGCCCCCCCAUGCCUCCCCCAGUCCAGCAAGCCCUGCCACUACCGCAGCCCCCCCCGCCUCCCCAAGCCUAGCGACCCCUUCCCUUACUAUUUCCCUUCCUACGCGCUGCAGUCCAGCCAGCCCUUCCCCUCCUGCGCCCCCCUGGGCGUCCCCCAGUCCAGCAGACCCUUUCCCUACUGCACCCCUCCCUGCAUCGCGAAGGCCACCGAGCUCUUCCCCUGCUACGUCCCCCCCCAGCCCAGCAGAUCCUUCCCCUGUUACACCCCCCUCCACGUCCCCCAGUCCAGCAAGCCCUUCCCCUCCAGCACCCCGCAGCUCCUGGGAGACCCCUUCCCACAUUGCACCUCCCCGUGCACCCCGCAAUCGCCGGACCCCCUCCCUCAUCGCCUCCUCCAGCCCAGCCAGCGCCGGGGCUCCCUGUCCCCCCGCCUGCACGUCUGGGGGGUGCCCUCCCCACCCCAAAACCCCGCUACCCCCUGA